GCCGUGAAUGAGACGUCACAGAGAGAAGGCCAUCUUCACCAGUGGCUGCGCUCGGCGGCCGUUGUGAGGGAGACGGGUUGAUUCACGAGGCGGAGACAGACUGAGUCGAGUCGAGCCGAGUGGAGCCUCCGGCCGGAGCUCGCUUCGCACACACUUGGAAAUGUUUUCACUCUCCACUUUCCAGCCGCAGGUAACAGUUCCUCUCAGUCAGCUGAUCAGCACCUUUCAUUCACUUAAAAGCUCAGCAAGCUCGGUUAGUUCUGCGUCCAUACAGUGUCUCCAACGUGAAGUGCCCCAAGAGCAUGAUCAAGUUAAUGAGCCUCUGUAUAAUUUAAGGGAUUUUGGGCUGUCUGAUUUAAAACCCAGCCAGCUGGAUGAAUUGGUAGACAGAUUACUUCCAUGCCUGUCUCCAAUUAACUCAAACUCUGGUUCAUCCAGAUGGCAAAUAUCCCAUGUUUCAUCACAGUCCUUCUUUGAAAAUAAACAUGGAUUUUCAAACAAUGUCUUCAAAGUGCUGCGUGCAUCUCAGUUUUCUCAACAACAUCCAGCGUUUCUACCGACCUUGUGUUCCAAUCUUCAUCUAUUGCCAUUCCAAGAGCAAAGGCGAGGCUUUAAAACUCUGAAAUCAAGAGCAAGGAGACCUGUGGCAACUGAGAAUACGGUUGAAGCAGAAAGUAUUGCUCCUUCUUUUAUGAAGGGACUUCUGUUGAGAGACCGAGGCAGAGAGGUUGAAAAUUUGGACAGUUUGAUUAAAACUAAAAAUAUUCCUGAAGCUCAUCAGGAUGCCUUUAAAACUGGCUUUGCAGAAGGCUUUCUAAAAGCACAAGCUCUCACACAGAGGACAAAUGACUCUUUAAGGAGGACAAGAUUAGUUCUUCUGUUGCUGCUGUUGCUUGGAAUUUAUGGUCUAUCCAGAACACCAUUUUUGUCGGUGCGAUUUCGUACUACAUCAGGACUGGAUUCAGCAGUGGACCCUAUUCAGAUGAAGAAUGUAACCUUUGAACAUGUGAAAGGGGUAGAAGAGGCAAAACAUGAGCUGCAGGAAGUGGUAGAAUUUUUAAAAAACCCUCAGAAAUUCACUGUGUUAGGAGGCAAGCUGCCUAAAGGUAUUCUUUUAAUUGGACCUCCUGGAAAUGGGAAAACUCUUCUUGCAAGAGCAGUUGCUGGUGAAGCUGAUGUACCAUUCUAUUAUGCAUCAGGAUCAGAAUUUGAUGAAAUGUUUGUCGGUGUUGGAGCUAGUAGGAUAAGGAACCUAUUUAGAGAGGCAAAAGCCAAUGCCCCCUGUGUCAUUUUUAUUGAUGAACUGGAUUCUGUAGGUGGAAAAAGAGUUGAAUCACCCAUGCAUCCCUAUUCCAGACAGACCAUAAAUCAACUUCUUGCGGAAAUGGAUGGUUUCAAGCCAAAUGAAGGUGUCAUCAUUAUAGGUGCCACAAAUUUUCCUGAAGCUUUGGACAAUGCUCUUAUCCGCCCAGGUAGAUUUGACAUGCAAGUUACCGUUCCCAGACCAGAUAUUAGAGGGCGAGUAGAGAUACUUAAGUGGUAUCUUGCCAAAGUUAAAGUUGAUCCAGCAAUUGAUCCAGAAAUUAUAGCCAGAGGCACAGUGGGUUUCUCUGGGGCAGAACUAGAGAAUCUGGUGAACCAGGCUGCUCUGAAAGCAGCUGUAGAUGAAAAAGAUCAAGUAACAAUGAAAGACUUGGAGUUUUCCAAGGACAAAAUCCUGAUGGGUCCAGAACGCAGAAGUAUUGAGAUUGAUGCAAGAAACAAAACAAUCACAGCGUUCCAUGAAUCGGGGCAUGCCAUAGUAGCUCAUUUUACAAAGUAUGCUAUGCCCAUUAAUAAAGCGACCAUAAUGCCAAGGGGACCAACACUGGGACACGUUUCAUUAUUACCGGAAAAUGACAGAUGGAGUGAAACUCGAGCUCAGUUACUUGCUCAAAUGGAUGUCAGCAUGGGUGGAAGAGUAGCAGAAGAGCUCAUCUUUGGAACAGAGCAAAUUACCACUGGUGCUUCAAGUGAUUUUGACACUGCCACCAAAAUAGCUAAGUUGAUGGUCACAAAAUUUGGAAUGAGCGAAAAGCUUGGAGUAAUGACUUAUUCAGAUCCAGAAAAAGUAAGCCCAGACACUCAAUCAGCAAUUGAACAAGAAAUCAGAAUAUUAUUGCGGGAUUCUUAUGACCGGGCAAAGCACAUCUUGAAGACUCGUGCAAAGGAACACAAAAAUCUGGCAGAAGCUUUACUGAAGUAUGAGACACUGGAUGCCAAAGAAAUACAGAUUGUUCUCGAGGGAAAGAGGCUAGAAGUAAAAGAACCUCUUUAAUUGGAACAGACUUGGUCUGGUAUAAUAACAUAGAUGUGUAUAUUUGUGGAACAGCAGUAGCCCACUAAAUAAAACCAUAAGCUUUAAUUCUGAGGACAUUAUUGGUAUUUUCAUAGUUACAAAAUGAUAAUGUAAACAAUGGAAUUGCAUAUUGUGUGCUCAGGAUUAUUUUAAAUCCCAGUUAAACUAUUGUUUUAAAUGAUUCUACAUAAUACUCUGCUUAGUGUAAGGUGUAAAAACAUACAACCAGAAGUGAAUAUUAUUCCCUCUAACUAUUUUUCUUUUUGCUUGUUUUGUAUUUUAAGUCUAUUUAUAUAAACCAUUGAGUUGCAGUUUGGUGUUUCCCAAAACAAUUAAAAUUGAAUGCAAUGUUGCAGUGUCAUCAUUGGGUCAUUUAGGUACUUUGUCCACAUAACCAUACAAUCCAAUGUUCCUGGGUUGUUGCUGGGUAUUUCUUUCUUGUGUUCUCAAUUUUUGGGGUUAGUAAUAAAGAAAUUAUCUUUCUGAAGGUAAGUGCAUAAGUUACAAAAAUAAAUACAAAUAUAAUUAGCACCGCCAAUGUCUUGAGUAGCCACAGGGGCAUGGAUAUGCAGACCGAAAAAUGUGCUCCCCAGUCCCUGCUGUGGUGCAGGACAAAGUGUACUGUAGAAUUGGAAACCAGAAGAUGUAUAGAAAGUUUAUUGGUUAUCCUUAUUUUGAACAUAAAGAUCUUGCUGUUAACCUUAAAGCUUUUUGACAUUUUUAUUGACAGCUAAAUAAAGAGAUCUUGUGUGAA
Messenger RNA from Leucoraja erinaceus (little skate), 3092 nucleotides. It is a transcript of the gene yme1l1b, whose product is annotated as YME1-like 1b. Gene Ontology annotation, biological process: protein quality control for misfolded or incompletely synthesized proteins; mitochondrion organization. The record is from RefSeq and is a predicted model, not a curated record. Gene Ontology annotation, molecular function: metalloendopeptidase activity; ATP binding; ATP-dependent peptidase activity. The transcript has 19 exons. The coding region runs from base 161 to 2317 and encodes 718 amino acids. Gene Ontology annotation, cellular component: mitochondrial inner membrane. NCBI's taxonomy places the organism in Eukaryota, Metazoa, Chordata, Chondrichthyes, Rajiformes, Rajidae.